CUUGCCACACUUACAUAUGUAAACAUGGGGGGUUAGUGAGAACAUAACUACCGAGAUAUAUUGAAAUGGCAAGAGAGGAGGAGACUAAGGUGAAGCUCUUGGGACUGUGGGUGAGCCCAUUCGUCCGACGGGUCGAGUGGGCCCUGAAGCUGAAGGGCGUAAGCUACGACUACAUCGAGGAGGACAUCCUGAACAAGAGCCCCCUCCUUCUCGAGCUCAACCCUGUCCACAAGACAGUCCCUGUGAUGGUCCAUGAUGGGAAAGUAAUAUGCGAGUCGUUUGUGUUGUUAGAGUACAUCGACGAGACGUGGAAGCAUCAUCCGUUGCUGCCUCAUGAUCCUUAUGAUCGGGCCAUUGCCCGGUUCUGGGCCUGUUUUGUUGAAGAGAAGAUUUUGGAGAACGCAUGGAUUGCAAUGUGCUCCGAAGGAGAGGAGAAGGAGAAGGCCACGAAGAUAGCCAUCGAUGCCGUAGAGAGGAUCGAAGAGCUACUCAAGGGCAAGCAAUUCUUCGGCGGGGACGACAUCGGGUACUUGGACUUAGCCGUGGGUUGGGUCUCCCACUGGCUGCCCGUUUGGGAUGAAGUGGGAUCCACUAAAAUUUUGGACCCUUUGAGGUUUCCUUCGACCACUUCAUGGGCCACGAAUUUCUUGGGUCACCCCUUGAUUAGGGACAACUUGCCUCCUAAGGACAAGAUGUUGGACUAUUUCCACCAAAAGAAAGGGCGGAUCAUGGCCUCUAGGGCUCGCGUUUAGUCUUCUUUUUUGCCUUCCCGUCAUGGGCUCGUAUAGUUUCUCACUGAUAAGUAAUAAACGUACUUGUGCAGAUGCGCUCUGCAAUUGUUGCGUGACAUUUCACUGUGGAUGCAGUUUGAAAUUUAUCAUAGUUUGUCUUUGGAGCUUGGCGUUUG
Molecule: messenger RNA, 907 nt
Organism: Punica granatum (pomegranate)
Lineage: Eukaryota; Viridiplantae; Streptophyta; Magnoliopsida; Myrtales; Lythraceae
Source: RefSeq, a predicted model, not a curated record